AUGAGUAACAAUCGAGUGGAAAAUGCAAGACCUGCCUCAGGUAGAAGAAAAUUAAGAACUUUACUGCUUCAGAGUGAUAAUCGUUGUUGUGCUGAUUGUAAUGCUCCAGAUCCUAAAUGGGCGUCUGCCAACAUUGGAGUUUUUAUAUGCUUAAAAUGUUGUGGUGUGCACAGAAGCCUCGGUACUCAUAUAUCAAAGGUUUUGUCUGUGGCAUUGGAUGACUGGUCAGAGGAUGAAAUAGACGCAAUGAUGGAGGUGGGGGGAAAUGCUUCUGCUAAUUCAAUUUAUGAAGCUUAUAUUCCUGAAGGAGUUACAAAACCUGGACCAGAUGCUGAUCAUGAUCAGCGUUCAAAGUUCAUAAGGGCAAAAUAUGAAUUUCAAGAAUUUCUGAAACCAAGUUUGCGCAUUGUAUCUGGGAAAAGCAGCAUAGGAUCAAGUUCUGCCAAAAGUUGUGCGGAUAGUUUUAGAAGUACUAGUAGUACACAGAGAACGGAAGGUAUGGUAGAAUUUAUUGGAAUGUUGAAGGUGAAAGUGAUUAAAGGCACAAAUUUAGCCAUCAGAGAUAUAAAGUCAAGUGAUCCGUAUGUUAUUUUGACCCUUGGCCAGCAGACUGUCCAGACAUCUAUAGCGAGGAGUAACUUGAAUCCAGUGUGGAAUGAGGAAUACAUGCUGUCUGUUCCAGAGCAUUAUGGACAGAUGAAAGUGAAAGUAUUUGAUUAUGACACAUUUUCCGCUGACGAUAUUAUGGGAGAGGCAGACGUUGAUCUCCAGUCUCUGAUAACAUCUGCCAUCGCAUUUGGAGAUGCUGGAAUGUUUGGCGAUAUGCAGAUAGGAAAAUGGUUACAAUCCGAUGACAAUGCACUUAUUGAGGAUAGCCCAGUCAAUAUUAUUGAUGGUAAGGUUAAACAAAUGAUUGCACUCAAGCUCCAGAAUGUUGAGUCUGGAGAAUUAGAUCUUGAACUCGAGUGGAUUCCUCUUGAUCAAUAG
Messenger RNA from Sphenostylis stenocarpa, 987 nucleotides. The record is from the annotation of a GenBank genome assembly. NCBI's taxonomy places the organism in Eukaryota, Viridiplantae, Streptophyta, Magnoliopsida, Fabales, Fabaceae.